This is a messenger RNA of Microstroma glucosiphilum, 2792 nucleotides long. Its product is annotated as putative SEC27-coatomer complex beta subunit. Gene Ontology annotation, molecular function: structural molecule activity; protein binding. The transcript is spliced from 4 exons. Gene Ontology annotation, cellular component: COPI vesicle coat. The record is from RefSeq and is a predicted model, not a curated record. The coding region runs from base 218 to 2788 and encodes 856 amino acids. Gene Ontology annotation, biological process: endoplasmic reticulum to Golgi vesicle-mediated transport; intracellular protein transport; intra-Golgi vesicle-mediated transport. NCBI's taxonomy places the organism in Eukaryota, Fungi, Basidiomycota, Exobasidiomycetes, Microstromatales, Microstromataceae.
AGCUCAUCUUCCCAACCAACACCUUCGCAACACUGCUAUCUGCCUUCCUCGUACCGCCUCUUCUCCCCCAUCCUCACAGGCGCGGAGACGUAGAAGACGGCGAGACUCUCACAAGGCCAACCCACGCCCACCGAGCAGCUCUACAUCAUCACCCGCCCUCACCUUUCCUGGCGAGCGAGAGAAGCCCCCUUCUUACUGCCCCAUUCCCCUUGCUGCCAUGCUUCUUGACAUCAAUCGCAAGCUCUUUGCUCGCUCCGAGCGAGUCAAGGCGGUAGACUUCCACCCUACCGAGCCAUGGCUCUUGGCUGGUCUGUACUCUGGAUCCGUGAACAUCUGGAACUAUGAGACCGGUCAGUUGGUCAAGACCUUCGAGGUAGCCGAGGUGCCCGUCCGCUGCGUAAAGUUCAUUGCGAGGAACAAUUGGUUCGUCGCAGGAUCAGACGACUUCCACGUCAGAUGCUUCAACUACAAUACACAUGACAAGGUCGCAAGCUUCGAGGCUCACCCCGACUACAUCAGGUGUAUGGCCGUGCAUCCCACCGCACCCUACGUUCUCACCGGAAGCGACGACAUGACCAUUCGGCUUUGGGACUUUGACCGCGAGUGGAAGCACGUUCAGACCUUCGUUGGCCACACUCACUUCAUCAUGAACCUCGCCUUCAACCCAAAAGACUCGAACACCUUUGCCUCGUCGUGUCUCGACCGUACUGUCAAGAUCUGGACUCUGGGAUCGAAUCAGGCCAACUUCACCCUAGACGCUCACGACAAGGGAGUCAACUACGUAGAGUACUACCAUGGAGGAGAGAAGCCGUAUCUCCUGACCUGCGGUGAUGAUAGGACGAUCAAAAUUUGGGACUAUAUCUCCAAGAGCUGCGUACAGACCCUGACAGGACACGUGUCCAACGUGUCCUAUGCUAUCUUCCACCCUACCCUACCCCUCAUCGUGAGCGGUUCGGAAGACGGGACAGUGAAGAUCUGGCAUUCGAAUACCUAUAGGCUGGAGAGUACGCUGGAUUAUGGCCUUGAGAGGGCAUGGUGUGUCGCCUACAGAAAGAAGGGCAACGAUGUAGGAUUCGGUUUCGAUCACGGAGCAGUGGUGGUGAAAUUGGGCAAAGAGGAGCCAAGCGUCUCGAUGGAUGUCAGCGGAAAGGUGGUCUGGACCAAGGGUACCGAGGUAUCCACUGCCAAUCUCGGAGCCAUUGAAGCUUCUUCCCUCACCGACGGUCAGCGUGUAGCUACCUCUUCACGUGAGAUGGGCAACACCGAGGUCUUUGCCCAAUCUCUUCAGCAUUCGCCCAACGGCCGCUUCGUCACAGUCUGUGGAGACGGAGAAUUUAUCAUCUACACAGCUCUGGCGUGGAGAAACAAGGCCUUCGGCCCGGGACUCAGUUUUGCUUGGGCCAAUGACAGCAACACCUACGCUGUGCGCGAGGCUGCAGGGAACAUCAAGGUGUUCCGAAACUUCAAAGAGAGGCCGGGGCUGAUUACAACCGGCUUCAAGGCUGAGGACGUCAAGGGCGGUACAUUGCUCGGUGUGGUAGGACCAGGCUUUGUGUCUUUCUACGACUGGGAAACGGGUGCUUUGAUCAGGAGGAUCGAUGUGGAAGCCAAGGACAUUUACUGGUCUGGUACAAAUGAGCUUGUGGCCAUCACGAGCGACGACUCCUUCUACGUCCUGCGCUUCGACCGAGCCGCCUAUGAUGCUCACCUCGAAUCAGGCGAGCCCUUUGAUGACGAGGGAGUGGAGUCUUCUUUCGACGUCGUGGUUGAGAUCUCGGAGUCCGUGCGUACGGCCAAGUGGACUGGAGAGUGCUUCCUCUACACCAACUCCAACAACAGGGUGCAAUACCUCGUUGGAGAAUCUACACAUACCAUCAACCACACCGACAGUGAACUCUACCUCCUUGGCUACCUGCCAAGCCAUGGAAGAGUGUAUCUGGUGGACAAGGACGUCACAGUGUACUCGUAUGCGCUGAGCUUGGCCGUCGUCGAGUACCAGACAGCUGUGUUGAGGGGAGACUUCGAUGAGGCCGCGGAGAUCCUGGGGAGGGUGCCGGCAGAGCAGAGGAACAAGAUUGCGAGGUUCUUGGAGACACAAGAUCAAUCCCGUCUGGCUUUGGAAGUGUCCACAGAUCCCGAUCACCAGUUCGACCUGGCCGUCUCCCUCGACGACUUCGACACUGCUCUUUCUCUCGUGCGCUCGGGACCCAAGGUCGGUUCAGAGCCCCGCUGGCGCACCUUGGGAGACAAGGCUUUGGCCCGUUGGAACAUCUCUCUGGCCGAGGAGUGCUUUGAGAAGGCAGGAGAUCUGUCUGCUCUUCUGCUUCUGGCUACCAGCAAAGGAGACCGUGACCUGCUGGCUCGCCUAGCUUCGCAAGCGUCUGAAAAGGGCCUGACUAACAUUGCCUUUGCUGCCUACCUUCAGCUGGGUAACACAAGUGGAUGUAUCUCCCUCUUACUUUCUGCUGAGCGCUACUCGGAAGCAGCUCUGUUUGCACGGACGUACGCUCCCUCACAAGCUGGAGGCAUCGUGAAGCAGUGGAAAACGUCAUUGGCGGCCAACAAGAGGGCAAAGCAGCGAGCAAUUGCAAAGAGUCUGGCCGAUCCGAUCACUGAUCCGGACAUGUUCGAAGAGGGAUGGGGAGAGGCUCUGAGUCUUGAGCGGGAGGUAAGCGUAGCAGCGGAGGGCGGAUUGAGCAACGGCAAUGGAGACGCAGGGGAUGACAUUGGCAAGAAGGUGGUGCCAGAUGAGGCAGUCAAGGUGAAUGGCGCCGCAGCGGAAGCAUGAUGGG